CCCCUCCGUUAUCUUGCCUGGAGACGCGGCCUCAUCUUUGUUUAGUUCUUACUUUCUCUCACUGAGCAUUGCCAACAAAGCUGAAAUCGUCCUCAUCAGAAAAGAAUGAAAAAAAUCCUCAUUAGUUCCUUGACUAUCUUAUCAUUCUGGCAGAGUGUAUAAACUAUUUGGAGUUUUAAUUAAUUCUUGAGCUCUUGAUUUCCUUUGUCAUUAAUCCUCUGGUUUUCCCUCACACAUGCCUCAACUUGGGAAGCACCCUGUACCUCCUUCUUACACCCACUUUGGCAAAAUCUCCGGCAUCUGCCACUUAUGCAUCCACAUGAUUGGCAGCUUCGUUGGGCUAUCAUUUGUGGUCGGGUCGCUUCUAAUAAAAGAAGCGAAUAUAGCUCAGUGGGCUUUAUCUGAUGAAAACAAAUUGUUUAGUUUAUUUGUAUUUUUGUGCUAUUUGCUUACCUUUCCUAUACUUUGCACUCCUAUCGUGUUUUUGUAUUGUUGUAGCGUUCUGAGCCACCCCCACUGGACAUCUGUGGAAAGAGCUUCAUAGCUCAUCGGAUAAAAAUUCUGAAUAUGGUCAGGAGCUAAAUACCAAUGUUGAGGUCUGCUCGCCACCAGAGGGCUUCGGGAGAGACUUUGCGUAGUUUUACCACUUCCCCUUUGAAGGAGCACAGAUUCUAGCGGUUUACUAUCCGGUCCGUAGUUUGGUUUACAUGGUCACAGUCGCACUACUGUGGCUCGUCUUUAAUUUUCCAUUCAUGAAGGAAAUGUGCGCACCGGCCUGUUGAUGGUCCCUUGCGGUUGAUGGUUACAGCAGUGCCUUCAAGGAGGAGGAAUGUCAAAGCCAGGAGGCGCGAUGUUUCGGUCUCGAGUGACGCGUUUAUUCUGGACGUCUGCGUUGUUCCACUCUGAUCGCCAGCGUUCUUCCAGAUCUGGAUGAGACUUCUAGGAUCUUUACCGAGACUCUUGCUCGUGCCCCCGUCCAACCUCGCCCCGACUACGGCCGCCACCCUCUCCUCGCUAUGGCCUCUGAACGUCUUCCAUUUACAAACUCUGGAAGCGUGCUCGAUCCUGAGCCAAUUAGAAGAUCACCCUCAUCUCACCAGGUUAAAAGUCUUCCAUAAACGUAGCACCUGCCUAUCUCUCCCCUUCUCAUCUCACUCCACUACCCCCCCCCCCCUCAAUCCCACCACCACGUGCUGUUUACUCCAGUUAUCCCUUGCAUUCUCCCACCCUACAGUUCACCUCCUCUCAGUGGGCAGUCGCUCCUUCGUCUGCUGCCACCCCUGUGGCCUGGAAUGCUCUUAUCGAUGUGAUAAGCAACCUACAAAAAGGUUGGCGCAGUCUUGGCUUAUUAAAGGAAGAUGCAACCCAAAACACUUAUAUUGUAGGUACAUACGUACUUGGAUUGCUGGCUCGCGUGACUGUCCCGACCAAGCCAAAGGGACGGCACUCGCGUGCGAAAAAUGCCGGAAACGCUUUGGCCGGUGCCUCGAAGCGACGGCGGAGGAGGCGAAGCUCACCGGCCAGACGCCGCCAGCCUGCACGGAGUGCGGGGAGACGCCGGAAGGCACCGCGUGGUGCGCUUUUCAAGACUCCACGUCGUUUGAUCAGUCGGGAGUGCAUAAGGAACAGAAGAAAGCAAUCGGUGGCUCCUCACACCGGGGAAUUCCUAAAACAUCCAUAAAUUUGGCCACCAAAUUAGAAAUUCUGAAGAAACUCGAAGAAGGGGUGAGCGUGCCAUCGAUCGUGGCCGAAUAUAACGUUGGGAGAUCGACGGUGUACGACGUGAAAUACGCCAAGCAUAAACUGCUCAAAUUUCAACUCGAGACAUCGGAGGAGGUAACAGAAAAGAGGACAAGAAUGGAUCAUUCCAUUAAGUACAGAGACAUUGAGGAGGCCACCAUGGAGUGGUACAAGCAGCAGCGUGCCGCGGGUUUUCCGAUCCGCAGCUUCGACAUCCAGGGUGCCGCCAAGCGGUUUGCGAGCGUUUUCAACAUCGAAGACUUCAGCGCGUCCACGGGAUGGCUAUACCGCUUCAGGAGACGCCAUGGCGUGGAGCGCAUGAAGGUGUCCGGUGAAAGCCUCGGCACGCAUGUGAAGCCGGUGGGGCCGUUCGGCAGGAGCCUGAAGGACACCAUCCCCGGGGAGAACCUGUCGGACUUCCAGGUGUGCAGUGGUGACGGAACCGGCUUCUGUCAGCGCGGGCUUCCUUCCGCAACGCAGGCCGGCAGACAUGAAGCGCAACUACCCGGCAGGAAUAUUCCCAAGGGGCGCUUGGGCGUUUUAUUCUGCGCCAACGCGGACGGUUCCCACCGCGUCCCUGUCGCUGUGGUGGGGAAGUCAAAACGGCCCCGAGUCUUGAGAGAAUGCGUGGAUUCCCUUUCCGUCACCUACUAUGCCUCGGCCUCGGCUUGGUUGACAGCUGCUGCUUUUGAACGCUGGUUCCAUCGAGAUUUUGUGCCGGCCGUCGUCAAGUUCCAGCAGGCAAACGGCGCCUGCAGCGGUGACGUCCGGGCGUUGCUCCUCCUUGACAACACUUCCGCCCGUCUUGUGGAGGAGCCUCCAAGCAGUCGCUGCGGUCGUGUCAAGGUUGUUAUUCUCCCGCGGAACACGGCCCGCCGAUUCCAGCCCGUGGAUCAAGCGACCACCGAGGCCACUAAACGACAAUGCAAAAGGAAAGGCAUCGAGUCGUUCCCAGCGAUUGAAGAGCAUGAAGGAGGAGACACUCGAGCAGAGAGAACAUUGGCUAAUUUUGAGGAGUUCGAAAUCAAGGGUGCAGUUGGCAAUCCAGCCAACGGCUGCAAUGAACUUCCAUGUUCAAAUUUAGCCAAGGCCUGGAAAAAACGUUUGACUGAGGACAUGACGAAAGAAGACAUCAGGCUUUCCUACCCUAACCUUGAGGCUGACGGCUUCGCGGGUGUUUUGAAUCAUGGGGCGGAAGGGGUAAUUGCUCCGGAGGAUGCGCAGGAGUGGCUCCAUGUGGGUGGCGAUGAUCACGGCGGCCAGCAUCAUGCCGACGAGAAGAGCGCCGACCAAAACGCCAACCCAGUGCCCCAGGAAGAGGAGAAGGAAGAGACGGGAGAGGUGGGAGAUGUUGAGCACAGGGUCCUGCUUUUGGAUGUAAGGAAGGCUUUUGAUGUGAUCUGCAGUUGGAUGGGGACGUCUGAAGGUGGCGAAAUUAUUGACCGCGAUAUCUUUGCUCGUGUAAAGCAACUCAGGCGCCGGGUGAUUAAAAUGCAACGUUCGAAAAACACCCAGUGCAAGGUCGAUGACUUACUGAAGCGAGACAGUAAACCCAGUGAGCCUUCCACAACCACCCAAUCCCGGCCCUCAACCUCGACGUCAUAGCCUUCCACACACGAAGAGGGUUGCAACGAAUGGAUUUCCGAAGUGCCGAGAUCCUCGCAAGGGGAACCCCUUCCUCCAUCUGGGACGAUCCCGGGCAAUACGAGUCACCCCAGGCGUUGGCGUCCAUCUUGGACUCCUUCAUGUUGGCCUUGAGGGACGUCCUUGAAAGAGUCUUUUUCUGCCAUCCUCUUGAGCGUAUGCCAUGACUGAGCUGGGGAGAAUAAGACUUGCGUCGAGAGUACGACAAAUAAGUGCCGUAAGCUGCACACCAUGCCUGCGUCCCCGGGAGAAUCCAGGCCUUGUUUCCCGCAGCGUAGCAGCGUGGGAACUCUGCAGGGCCUUGCUGCUGCUUCUCUCGGACCUAAUUAUCAUUACUUCAUGGUGUGGGGAAUCUCCUCGCAGGGACCUUACAACCAUAACAUUGCAUUUAGCGGCCUUUUGAUCUUACCGCCAUAACAUUGUGGCACUGGGGCUUGCCUGAGACAUUACAACCAUAUCACCAUCUACGAGGGCUCUUGUAGGACAAUAUAAUAAUAACAUAAUAGGGAUUAUCUGGGACCUUACAAUAAAAUCACGUAUGGGGUCAUGCUGCUCUGUGAUGGUUUGGGAGAUCUUUUGCUGGGCCUCACGAUUGGUGCACUGGCGUGGGUUGUGAUUGUGGUGAUUGGGUGGGUUGUGGUGGUUGGGUGGGUUGUGGUUGGUGGUGGUGGUGGGUAGUGAUGGUUGUUGUGUUGAGAUGCGACCUAGACUGACAGUCGUUGGCUCAUCGGAUCACCUUGAGACUGCUGGUGCUGGGAUUCAUUGAAGGAGGCAUUGUCUGCCAGUAUAUUUUAUUAAUAUCUUCCACAUCGAGAUGUGUUAUAUGAUGUCACAUCUAACUAGGUCCCAUGUCUUUGAGGGACCUUGCCUUCAACAUUUGGCAGAUUCAGCAUUUAUACAAUUAGGCCUGCCUGCUGACGAGUGACUAAACAUCGAUCCUGUUUGCUCAAUCAAUGCUGCUGAAAAUGAUUCACUCCCAGAAGGCCGUGGGCCCAAUGGGUUGUGUAAAUAUAUAUAUUUUUUAUAUGGAAAUACGAAUAUAUAAAGGUGUAUUGUCGACUCUCUAUUUUGUUAGCUUGCUUGCAUCGAUGCUGUUGAACUGCCCGAUAUUGUAGGCAAGGCGAUUUUGUUAAAUAUGGGCCCUGAUUACAUACGGCGCUACAAAUCCGUUGGAGCAGAUCGCACGAUUCUAGAUUUAAAGCUUUCGUGACUGCUAGGAUCCAUACUCUUUGGUUCUAUUGGGUAAAGUCACGUAGGUGAAAAUAAAAUAACAA
Messenger RNA from Petromyzon marinus (sea lamprey), 4658 nucleotides. The record is from RefSeq and is a predicted model, not a curated record. Lineage: Eukaryota; Metazoa; Chordata; Hyperoartia; Petromyzontiformes; Petromyzontidae.